Melospiza melodia melodia is the source of this 4034-nucleotide messenger RNA. RefSeq names its product tubulin tyrosine ligase like 4 (gene TTLL4). Lineage: Eukaryota; Metazoa; Chordata; Aves; Passeriformes; Passerellidae. Gene Ontology annotation, cellular component: cilium. The coding region runs from base 104 to 3307 and encodes 1067 amino acids. Gene Ontology annotation, biological process: protein polyglutamylation; microtubule cytoskeleton organization. The record is from RefSeq and is a predicted model, not a curated record. The transcript has 19 exons. Gene Ontology annotation, molecular function: tubulin binding; tubulin-glutamic acid ligase activity.
CCCAUGGUAACGGCGGCGGCGGCGGCUCCGGCGGGCCCCGGCGGGCGGCCAGCAAAGAUGCUGCAGUAGAUGACUGACUGUGCCUCAAGUGCUAUGGCUCUACAUGGCGUCGGCAGGAGCAGACCAUGCUAAUGGGGGCCCCAAACAGCAGAAGCGCAUCGGGCUGCAGUCAGGCAGCCUCCCGGCAGAACGACCUCAGCCGUGCUGGCCCUGGCGCCUCGCUCAGCAGCAGGCCAAACCCGUCUGGAAUUUAGAGAAGAGAUAUGCGAGUGCUUUCCAGGAUCGCAUCCUGCUGCCCUCAGGGAUCCCUCUGCAGCAAUCCUGCUUCUUGUGCUCACCAUCACUCUGCCACGCACAGCCCACUGAAGACAGCCUCCAAAGCCCUCGACACACUGGCACUGCCACGGGAAGGGUGAUGCCUUCCCUGCUGAUGGACCCCUGCCUGCUGGCAGAGGAGCACUCUGGAACUGGGGUCAAAGGCUCUCCCCUCAGCUCAGGUCAGCAGGCUGCCAGCUCCUGUAGACCCGUGCUCAAUAACAACUCCUUCCUACGGCCAAGCAGUGCUCAAGUGCCUUUUCUGCAGUCACUGAAGAUGAAAAAGGUGGAAAACACCCGGAGUUUUCCUGCUACUUCAUGGUCCCUCUUCGGGGACAAUAGAGACAGCUUUGGUAGCAGCCUGAUUAACAGGACAGUGACGAACAGCAACGCUGUGUCAGAGCAAAACAAAAUCCCCUCCCAUGCCCCUGUGCCAAGCUGUGCGGUCCUCAGGAAGGAUCAGUGCUUAUUGGAGGAUGCUAAGGGGAGACCUCACAGCUCAAAAGAGAAGGAACCGGAGAAGAGCCUCUUGAAGGCUGUGCAGCAGCUACCUAGUCAGGCUGCCACACACAGAGGCUUUGGGUGCCAAGCUGAAAGUUCCGGCCUUAUGAGUGUGGGCAGCCUGUCCAACCAGAGCAGCAGAUGGAGGCAGCAUGCCGGAGUGCAGAUCACCCAGAAAGAACCCACUGCUCCCCUGAACUCGGAGCUGGAGAGCCACUGCCUUAACAGUAACUCGAGCCUUAGGGGCACCUGUGACACCAUUGCCCGCCCUGAGCGGAUCAGUGUCCGUCCCCUGGCCUCGUGUGCCAGCGCUCCUGUCUGCAGGACUGGCUGCCGUCCCGUGGGUGUGCUCAGCACUCUGUGUGCCGGGGACCACCUGGCAAGAGCAGAUCCUCUGCACUUUGCUGCUGUCUCUGAAGUGGCAGCACAGGUGUCCACCAUCCAGCUGGAGGAAGAAGAGAAGCAGGCCCAGGCUGUGGUCUCAGGAAAGCUUAAUGCUACUGCUGAGAAGUCACUGCUGCAGCCAAGCCAUCCCCAGGACGAAGCAGAGGAAGAACUUCCUGAUGGUCUGGAUGAGAACUACAGUCAAGAAGAGUAUGAGGACAGUGACUCGGAUUCUUCCUCCGAUGCCGAUGUGUUGUCCAGCUUCUCCACCACUCCUGCAUCCAGGAAACGCAUUGACUGCCUGGCCCAGCCUUCUGGGGCUCAAGACAAAGUGCUCAAACCAGCUCUUGUCUGCAGUUUAUUCCCUAAUGUGCCUCCAACUAUCUACUUCAGUACUCGGGAUGAGGCAGUGGAAAAGCUGCCUUGGGAGCAGAGGAAGCUGCUGCGAUGGAAACUGUGCAGUGUCACACCUAACAUAGUGAAGCAAACCAUUGGCAGGUCCCACUUCAGAGUUAGCAAAACAAGCACUGACUGGCUGGGUUGCUGGGGCAACCACAUGAAAUCCCCUGGUUUCAAAGCCAUCAGGGAGCACCAAAAGCUAAACCACUUCCCCGGUUCAUUUCAAAUUGGAAGGAAGGACCGUCUGUGGCGCAACCUGUUAAAGAUGCAGGCUCGCUGUGGGAAAAAGGAGUUUAAUUUCUUCCCUCAAUCCUUCAUCCUGCCCCAGGACAUCAAAUCACUCAGGAAAGCAUGGGAGGAAGGAGGUAGCCGACAGAAAUGGAUUGUGAAGCCACCAGCAUCAGCAAGAGGCAAUGGUAUCCAGGUCAUCCACAAAUGGAGCCAGCUCCCCAAAAGGAGACCACUGCUAGUACAGAGAUACCUGCAAAAGCCCUACCUCAUUGGCGGGAAGAAGUUUGACCUGAGGCUCUAUGUUUACGUCACUUGCUAUGAUCCCCUCAGGGUCUACCUGUUCAAGGAGGGAUUGGUUCGCUUUGCCAGCUGCAGGUACUCCUCCUCAGUCGAGAGCCUUGGCAACAAGUUCAUUCACUUGACCAACUACAGCGUGAACAAGAAGAACGCAGCGUACAAACCCAACUCGGAUGAGACUGCUUGUCAGGGACACAAAUGGGCACUCAAAGCUCUCUGGGGUUACCUGACCCAGAAAGGAGUUAAUUGUGAGGCCAUCUGGGAGAAGAUUAAGGACAUCGUUAUCAAAACCAUCAUUGCUUCUGAGCCCUACGUGAACAGCCUGGUGAAGAUGUAUGUGCGCCGGCCGUAUUGUUGCCAUGAGCUGUUUGGGUUUGAUAUCAUGCUGGAUGAAAACCUCAAGCCCUGGAUCUUAGAAGUCAACAUUUCCCCAAGCCUCCACUCCAACUCCCCACUGGAUGUGACCAUAAAGGGCCAGAUGAUUCGGGACCUCCUCAACCUCGCUGGUUUUGUUCUGCCCAGCGUGGACAGUGUGGCUUCAGAGACACAGACAAGAAGUUGCUCUACCUACAGUAUGGGCAGUGCUUCGAAGAAGUCCAAGCCAAUAUCUGAGCAUUUGAGAGCAGAGAAGAUGAAGAAGGUCUAUUACUUGAUGCAGAAGAUACCUGACCAGGAUUUUUAUUCUUCUGUCUUGGACAUCCUGACUCCAGAUGACGUUCGUGUCCUGGUGGAGACAGAGGAUGAGUACUCGCGGCGCGGGCAGUUCGAGCGGGUGUUCCCCAGCCACAUCUCCAUGCGCUACCUGCGCUUCUUCGAGCAGCCCCGUUACUUUAACAUCCUGGUCACCCAGUGGGAGCUCAAGUACUACUCGAAUAGACACAAAGGUCUGGAGCUACUGAAGAACUGGUGUGUCAAAGGGUACCACACUGGGGCAAGGACGGAUUUGGCCCAAAUGUGGUCAUUGCCAAAGUCGUUGUUCCUCCAGAAGAGUGGCAUUCCAUCAAAUGGCUUCAGCAAACUGGAACUGGGCAAACUGGGCUCAUGCCUCCCUUCAGCUGGUGAGGAUCUCACAAGAUGCCUGGAGCCCAGCCCUGCUCAGAGCUUACCUCUCAACAAGUGCACUGAUGGAGCCAACCAGAGACCUGCUGGCUGCCUCAAGGACACUGCCCUGGUGAUGUGACCAAGCAGCCACCGUCCUCCCUGGGGACACAUCAAUCUACCUCAAAGGAAGACAUAGGAGCUGCCUCUGUAGAGCAAGGACUGUGAGAGCCCUUUGCACUGCACACUUGUUUUGGGGCUGGUUGUAGAGAGAGAUGUUUUCCUAGGCAAAGAGGAGGCCUGUGUGACUUCAUUUUCUAAAGCAAGUGGCAAAGCUGGAGGAAGUGGGGGUUAUCUGGCUUUUGUCCUAGACUGAGAAAGCCUGACAUUGUGGUUUCUUUGCUGUGUGAGAGCUGGCUGAGCCUGCCCUUCUAUCCCCAGUCAGCACAGGCUGAGCUCGCCUGUGUCUGUGUCCUGAGUUGCUGGCAGCUGAGCCUGCUCUUGCCCUGCUGCAGCCUGGCCCCUGGAGAUAAGUCCCGAGUCCUCAUGCCUGGGAGGGAGUAAAACUGCCCAGUUUUAUCCUUUCUGAAUGUCUGUGCCAACAUCCUGCCCUCCCCCAGCAACAGGCCCCAUGGGAGACCUCAGGCUUGCACAUUGCAGCUCCAGAGAGACCGUGGGUACCCGUGUGGCUCCAGUUGGUUGUGGGGGCAGUGGGGCUGCUGGGGAGGGAGCAGCCUUCUCAGGGCCAUUGGCUCUCUGGUGUGCCCUGCAGCAUGUGUGCAUGGACUGCAGGCUAGUGCUCUUCUCUUGGGUCUGCUCUCUAUUUUCCCCUUGUUUCUCAAGGAUUUCUAUUAAAUUUUAACACUCAA